Messenger RNA from Mollisia scopiformis, 954 nucleotides. RefSeq lists its product as uncharacterized. NCBI's taxonomy places the organism in Eukaryota, Fungi, Ascomycota, Leotiomycetes, Helotiales, Mollisiaceae. The record is from RefSeq and is a predicted model, not a curated record. The transcript is spliced from 3 exons. Bases 1 to 954 code for a protein of 317 amino acids.
AUGGACCGACUAUGGCUUUUCAUCACCUUGGCACUCAUCCUUCCAUAUACAUCCGCCCUCCGAAUCGCCAGCGCCCUAAACACCAUCGAAUACACCCCCGAACUGAUCGCCAGCCAAGACUACGCCAACGGCUCCACCUUCACAAUCGUCAACGGCCAGCUCGCCAACCUCGUCAGCGACACCAGCAUCGACAUAGCAGCCAACGCUGAAACGCAAGCCCUGCGCCAAUUCGCCACGCAUAAAAACGUCCGCAUCAUCUACACGGUGGCGGAGGUCUAUUACCGGAUUGCGGCGAAUAAGAAGACGGUGAGCAGUGCGAAGGAUUUGAAGGGUAAGAAGAUCGCGACGUUCCCUGGCACGUCGGCGGCGUAUUUUGUGGAGAGGUAUAUGGCGAGUGUCGGGUUGGGGGAGGGCGAUUAUACGGUUGUGACGGGGUAUCCGUGUUCGGCGGCGCCGUGUGGUGCGGGGACGUUUCCUUAUAUGGUGACGCAUGGGAGUGCUGAUGCUGUCGGUAUGUGGGAGCCGUCAGUCGAACUGGCGAUUCAGGCACUCGGGAGCGACGCCCUCGUUCUUCAAGAUCGUUCCGUCUAUCGAGAGAUCUUCAACCUUCACAGCACAACAGAAAAGCUCGCCGAUCCGACAACUCGAAAAUCCAUAGUAGCCUUUCUACGCGCUCUAAACCAAGCCGAGAAGGUAUUCACCAACGACCCAGAGAAGAUCUGGCCUCGCGUCGCUACAGCGCUGAGUAUGAAUACGACGAUACUGAAAGAUGUCUGGCCAAUACACUCCUUUAAUGGAAGUCUAGGCGGGACUCUACCAAGUGACUUGCUGAGCGUCUUAGUCGCGGAGGACCAAUGGGUCGCGAAGCAAGACAGGAGAACCGCCAUGUCGCAAAGCGACCUCAGCGCACUGAUCGACGAGAGCGUAUUGAAAGAGGCGAUGCAAAAUCCAUGA